This is a messenger RNA of Penicillium malachiteum, 1530 nucleotides long. RefSeq names its product MFS transporter. Gene Ontology annotation, biological process: transmembrane transport. The transcript is spliced from 4 exons. Gene Ontology annotation, molecular function: transmembrane transporter activity. The record is from RefSeq and is a predicted model, not a curated record. Lineage: Eukaryota; Fungi; Ascomycota; Eurotiomycetes; Eurotiales; Aspergillaceae. The annotation marks the transcript as partial.
AUGUCAGGGGGAAAUGGCAUCCCCGGGUACAAAUGGCGAUCUGCGAACUGGUUCAUCGUUUCUUGCAUUGCGAUUGCUCUAUUUUCAGAAAACUUCCUUUAUAGCUAUAUCGUCCCUAUCCUACAAGUGAUUCUGGAGCAAAGGCUUCACGUCGAUGCAUCAAAAACACAAGCCACCACAUCUCUCGUGCUCACCGUUCAUGCCUUGGUUUGCUUGGUUUCCGGCCCUUUAACGGGCUAUUUGGCGGAUAAAUGUUCAAAUCGACAAUUACCACUACUUGCGUCACUCGGCGCAGAAUUGGUCGGCACAAUAAUAAUCAUGGUAGCACCUUCAGUUCCGGUUCUUCUUAUCGGACGCGCAUUUCAAGCUAUUGGUGGAAAUGCAGUAUGGAUUGUUGGACUGGCCACUGUUGCCGAUACAGUGGGACAAGAAGAUACAGGCAAAGUACUUGGAGGAAUCUCAUCAUUCUUUGUUUCGGGUUUACUGUUUGGCCCGAUGGCUGCAGGAACUCUGCUCGAUUUGAUUGGAUAUUGGAUGACUUGGAUGGUACCUAUCGCUUUACUUGUCGUGGAUAUGAUUAUGCGACUUGUCAUGAUCGAGAACAAGAACGGCACAAAUGUUCCCAUGGAGCAAUUUCCAACAACAGAGAACUCACCAGGCGAAUACCGGGAUUCAGAAGAGAACUCACGAUCUGACGAGCGCACCGAUAUGAACGAGUAUCGCGAUUCGGCCGACGAUGAAUUAGAGGAUCAGUUUCGGCCAUAUUACGAUCAUCCGGAAGAAGAGAUAGGCUUUUACAGAGAUGAACAGUCAGCUCUUCAUAGCAGUCCAUCUUUGCAUCCUCCCAGCCGAUACGAAGUCGAGCCUCAGUCAUUACAUACAAGCGAUACGACGAGAUCCUUGCCGCGGUCCUCAAAUUUCUAUAAGAUGAUAUUAUCAGAUCCACGAGCUGUUGCAGCAUUGACAUGCAAUUUCACUCAGGGUGUCAUUUUGGUGAGCUUGGACACUACUUUACCUCUCCAUUGCAGUAAUGAAUUUGGUUGGACCCCUGCCAAAGUUAGUUUGAUGUUUCUGCUUCUUCAGAUUCCAUCAUUCAUACUUGCCACGCCGGCUGGAGCUCUCAAGGAUAAAGUUGGUACCAAGCUGCCCACCAGUGUUGGAUUCUUCUGCAUUGCAUUCUUCAUGUGGUUGUUAGGUACAGCAGGGACAGACGGACUCUCAUUUGUUGGAAGUGGGAGCAAAGGUCAAGCUACUUAUAUGGUAGCUGUGGUUGGUAUUGGAAUGGCGCGAACGAUGAUCAGUGGGUGUGGUACCAUUGAGAUUACCAAUUUGAUGAAAGAAUAUCAACGACAACAUGCUGGCCAGUUUGGUUCGAAUAAUUUUUCAUCUGGCUAUUCUAUGACGAAUUUCUGUUGGACUGCAGGAAUGCUUAUUGGGCCUAUUUUGUCAGGCUUUUUGACCCGAACAGUGGGUUAUUAUUAUAUGAAUCUCACCUGUGGUAUGUAUUCAUCUUAUUUUAGGUCUCCUUUG